Molecule: messenger RNA, 7534 nt
Organism: Gordionus sp. m RMFG-2023
Lineage: Eukaryota; Metazoa; Nematomorpha; Gordioida; Chordodea; Parachordodidae
Exons: 30
Coding region: 1-7434 (2477 amino acids)
Biological process (GO): regulation of GTPase activity
Source: RefSeq, a predicted model, not a curated record
AUGACGCCUGUUCCAGUGUUCUACAAAUUUCUAAAUACUGAGGAAAAUCGCCAUACGGCAGAUUAUAUUGCCCAGGAAUUUAAAAAUGUAAUUCAUGAAUUGAAUCCGGUAAAAGUAUAUUCUUUAGUUACUGAUAAUGCCGCUAACAUGAAAGCAGCCUGGAGAAUUCUAAAAUCUGAAUCUAUUUAUAAUCAUAUACAAUGUUAUGGUUUUGCAGCGCAUACAUUGCAGUUAUUCUUUCACGAUUUUGAACGAUUGAACGCCUUCAGUGACCAUAUUUCAAUAAUUAAAAAAAUUGUUAAAUUUUUCAAGAAUAAACACAUACCAGCUGCAGUAUUUUCCCGUAAUAAUAAUCUUCAUGGCAUACCAUCUACAUUAAGUACAAUUAGCCAAACAAGAUGGGCAUCGUCAAUAAAAUGUAUGGAACAAAUUCAAAUAUGCAAGAAAGCUCUAAAAGCAUCAGUUGUUGAAGAAGCUGUUUGUGAUAUUUGUCCCAUAGAAAUUACCAAUAAUAUAUUAAACGAAGAAUUUUGGACGCCUUUAGCUACCUCAAUGUUGAAAGUGCAAGGGGAUAAAUGUACUUUGGCCCAAGUAAAAAACGAGAUGCUUAAUUUGGAAAAACACAUAAUACAAUCAUGCCAUGAUUCUAUAUUUUCUCCAUCUCAAGAAAAAAAAAUUAAGGUUAUGUUUGAAAAGAGAAAAACUGAUCUAAAUACAUGUGCUCACAAUGCUGCUUAUUUAUUGGACCCCCAAUAUCAAGGGGAGCAUCUUACUAAUACUGAAUUUGAUGAAGCAUGUAAUAUAAUACAAGAAUUGGGUAUUUUACAAGGUGGUGAUAAUCAAAAUAUUUUGAGUAAUAUAGUAAAUUUCAGAAGGAAAAGCGGUAUAUUUAAUAGCCAUAAUAUGUGGAAAGUUGUAACUUCCAUAAGAAACAAUCAAAUUUCGGCCUCAAGCGGUAACAAACGGUUUUCCAAUCCGUUAGAAAAUAGAUACUUAAGACUGUAUUUUGAUAUCGAAGUUUGGAUAGCGACUCAAAAAGCAAUUACACAUGCCUGUUUAAACAUCAACAUUCAUCUUCAUGAGUCCCAAAUCUCCAGACAUCCCAAAAACAAAAAAAAAAUAACCCCACUUGAACAAAAAGCCUCAAAGAAAAUUGACAGUCUUAAUAUCAAAGGGGCCCUCAAACUCAUUUCAACCAAUGACACUCUGGCGGAAUCCAAUUUAGAUACCUUAAUUAUGCUUCGAUCAAAGCAUCCCACAACAACAUUUAUGCCAAUAUUGCCCCAACCCUACUCCCAUUGUGCAGCAGACUUCACACAGGAAGAAGUAAGGAAAGCAAUCCUAUCUUUUCAUCGGGAUUCGGUUCAUGGUCUAGAUGGGAUUAGACCAAUUUUUUUACAGGACAUUACCUCUCCUGUGAUCUGUACACAGGUUUCAAUUCUCACUAAAAUCACAAACUUAGUCAACAAAAUCCUAAAUGGAGAGGUACCCAGCUUUAUUACCCCCUUAAUCUUCGGUGCCAGACUCAUCGCACUCCAAAAACCAAACAAGGACAUUCGGCCCAUCGCCAUUGGUUCAACAUACCGUAGAUUGGUCGCUAAAUUAAUCGCAUCUAGAAUCAAACACGAUGCCGCACACAUUCUAAGCCCCUACCAACUUGGUGUAGGGAUACCUGGUGGGUGUGAAGCUGCUGUGCACUUAACAAGAAUUCACCUUGAAAAUAACCCAAAAAACGAAUCCCUAGUAAAAAUUGACUUCUCUAACGCCUACAACACUCUUUCGCACAACACGUUCCUACAUUCAACUUGCUUCCAUUUCCCCGAUUACACCAAAUUUCUUUUCUCUUGCUACCAAUCACCAACAAUCUUACAAUUCAACAAAGAAAAGAUACUUUCUGUCGAGGGUAUCCAACAGGGUGACCCUCUCGGAUCCCUUCUCUUUACUUUUGGAAUCAAUGACAUGAUAAAAUCAAUAAACUCUUUAUGUACUCUAUCGCUCCACGCUUGGUAUAUUGAUGAUGGAAUCUUGAGUGGUCCCUGUAGUGAAAUUACCAAAGCAGUCAACAUAAUUAAAGAAAUGGGCACAGCCAUUGGACUUUCGCUUAACCAGAGCAAAUCUGAAUUCUCACAUUUAAAUUCUAUGCUUCCAACACUCACGAUUUCAAAUUCACAACAAGCGAUUCUUUACGCACUUUGGUUAACACCAAUUUUCAAAUAUCCUAUUCCUCUCCAAACUUACGAAAAAGGAAUAAAGGACUUAACCGAAAAAAUAGUAAAUAUCAGAUUCAAUGAAACCGCUUGGGCCCAAGCAACUCUUCCAACCAAAUUUGGUGGUCUCGGAAUCAGAUCUCCACAUGACUUAGCAAUAACUACUUUCAUAUCGAGUAGUCUCUUGACAAAGCCAAUAACCACCGCCCAUAAUUCUAAAGAAGACCUUUCCUUAAUCGUGGCUAUGGAUAUUUGGAAAACAAGGAUCAAUGCUGAUUCUCAUCCCCCCACAACCCAUAGACAGAAAGACUGGGAUGCACCAGUGGUUGCUCGCUGCGUUGAAACUCUCUUAUCUAGCAUGCAAUCUACCGACUGCACCCUAUUCUCUUCCCUGCUCAAUGGUACAGGACAUGAGUUUCUUGAGGCCAUCCCAUCUACCAAUCUUCAGCUUCAACUAUCCAACAAUGAAUUUACCCACGCCAUCGGCAUUCGUCUAGAUUGUUCCAUCACUCACCCUCACAUCUGCUCAGGGUGCAACUCGCCAGUUAACUCGAAGGGUAGACAUAGUUUACAUUGUCGCUCCUGCAAUGGACGAUUCAUCAGACACAAGCAAUGUAAUACAAUCAUCCAACAUGCUCUGAAAUCCGCCCAAAUUCCUUCCACUUUAGAACCACAGGGUCUUUUUAGAUCUGACGGUAAACGUCCUGACGGGAUCUCUCAAAUCCCAUGGAGGAGAGGCCAACUUUUGGUAUGGGACUAUUCCUGUAUUGACCCCUUGGCCCCAUCCAACCAUGCCAUCAACAUCCUUGACCAGAAGGAACAACUUAAAACUUCUAAAUACACAGAAAUAAUGAACGAUCAUUGCUUCAUCCCAAUCAUAUCAACCACUCUUGGCACCUUCGGCAAACUCGCCUUAGCAUUUUUCAAAAACUUAGGAUCACAAAUCAGCAAACUCUCAGAAGAACCUCGAGAGGUUUCACAUAUGUUUUCUGCGUUACAAAAAAUUGGAAAGUUAAACCUCACUGGCUUAUAUUCAAAUAUAAAUGAUGAAAACAAAAAGCUGAUAUCGUAUGAAAAUGAUGUUUUUGAAGAUGAAUAUAAUAUUGAAAAAGCUUCAAUGCCUAUAGAUUUUCAAAUUUAUUUCAAACAUUUCUUUAUAAGUUUUUUAGAAAAUGAUAUAUUAUCAUUUGCAAAAAAAUAUGUAUUAAUAAUUUUUAAAAUAAAUUUAUCAAAAUCUACAAAACAUACUUACGAAUUUACUUAUCAAAGAAGUUUUGAGAGAGAACUUGGAUUUAUUACUUCACUAUUAGCUUUACCAAUAUAUAAAAGCGACGGAAAUCAUUGGACUGCUAUUUUUGUGGGUUUCGCUAGUGGUUACUUAAAGGUUAUAAAAGAUGAUGGAAAUGAUCUAUUUAUGUUGAAAUUCGAUGAGAUGCCAAUCGUUAAUAUCAAAAUUAACACGCGUUUUAACAACGAUAUACAUUCGCAACCAGUAGAAAACAAGAUUUCUUCACAAUCGCAACUGUUGAUUUUACACCAAAAUUGUAUCAUUACUAUCGAAGACUAUCACCUCUACCAAACUUUGCAAUUGGCAAAAUCUCGUUCCAACAAAGGCGAGUUGACUAUGUUUUUAACAGAACUGGCAAAUGACGAAAUACCACAUAGAAAAUUAUGGCUAAAAGGAAAUCAACAAAACAUCGACGACAUAGCUAUAUGUGGUCGGAACUUAUUAUCAACUUUCGAUCAAUUGCGAUUGAUAUCCUCUUACGAAGCAUUUCGAUCCGUAGUACCCCCAAGUGGUAAUUUUAAUUUAUACGUUAUCAGCGGAGAGAAACCUUAUCUAGGAUUUUACUACCUUGAAGAAGAUGAGACCGGAAAUCAGAUAUUAAACAAAAACAUCUCCAACCAAAUAGUUCUAGCCAAGUCAAAGAUCAAAGGCGGUAAAUUGGUGGCGAAUACAUCAAAGCUUGCCAACACCCUGAGUGAAGCGACCAAUAAAGUGAUAUCUCGUUUGACGCUCGGAAAUAUUUAUUUGAGAUUUGGAUUGAUGGACGUGUCUAGGAAAGGUACUAGAUUGUACAUCAGCCCGGACCUUAAAUACAUUGCCAUAUGUGAUAAUUUAGGCAGAAUAUCGAUUCUCGACGUACGCUUAUCUCACAUCAUUUAUAUGUUGAAGGGCUACAGAGAGGCGUUUUGUAGUUGGUGUCAUUGCCGAAAAGAUAAAAAUGUUACACAACGCGACAUUAAAAUAUAUCCAGCCAACACUAAUAUCGAAAAAUAUUUUUUAGUUCUAUACGCACCCAGACGCGGUUUAAUCGAAAUUUGGCACGUUGAUUCUAUUUUCAUACACAGAGUUGAGGCUUUAAAUGUUUGCAAAAAUGGCCAAUUGAUAAAGAUGCAUAAUUUUCAACUCGGGAUGGAAAAUAAGGAUAAUAACGGCCUUAAGAAUCAUUACUUAGAAUGCGUUCUCAUAGAACCUGACGGAAGUCUUAAAUCUAUCAACGUCGAUCCCGCAAGCUUAUUAAAGAAUAAUCACGUGACUGGGUUGAGUUCAAAGUUAAUCGCAACGUUAAAAGCGAAAAAUAUAGCCGAAAUGGUUAACUUUCUAAAUUCUUUUUCCAAUAUCGAAAGUUUAAAGCAAAUAUUUUUUUGUUUGAUGCAAAACUGUUCCUAUGUUAUGCCCGAUGAUGCCAUGUUAGAAAAGGUGUUUUCUAUCUUGUUGACUAAGAUUAAAACGUUAAAAGGCAAUAGUGAAAAAAGUGAAGAAUUCGAGAGUUUUAACCAAGAUGUCUCUCGAUAUUUCGGUUUAUAUCUUAUAAUGAAACGCGUUUUAAAUGAGAAAUCAGUUAUCAUUAGCAGCAUAUCAUCGCCCAAAAUUAAAUUCGACCGAAUGGCAAUGAAAACGCUACUCAAAACUCUUGAUCUGACUGAUAGGGACGAAAUUGUAGACAUUGUGUCAUUUUUACAAACAAUGCACCCUAAGAUGAUUAUUAAACAGAGCCUUAAAAAAUUAGACCGAGACUUUACUCGUUCUAUAAGGGACUUGAAUAACUUAUCGCAUUACCUUGCGCUAUCUCCUACUGCACACUACGAUAAUUUAUCGAACACGCACGUAAACUUGACCGAUCCAUUUGAUUUUGAUAACCACGGAAGUGCAUUCAUAUCUUUAACUGAAAAUCUAGCUUUAAAUAUUCUGGGGAAAUUUUUUAUGACAAAUUUCGCUCAUGAUAAAAAAGAUUUUAGCAAUCAAACAAAUGAGGAAACUCUGAGAAGUUUUUUACUAGGACAUAAUCUUGACCUCGAAGAAUUACCCAUAUGGAAAAAGAGAGUCGUAAUAUUGUAUUGGAUUUAUUGUGUUAAUCAACCUAUGGACUCAAUGGAUGUGUUAUCAUCAUGGAUUAAAAAUUACUUUUCACUUCAAGAAAUAACUGAAAUCGAAUAUAAAUAUUUAUUCAGUCAAUUGCGAAAAACCUCUCUCUUGAUGAACGGAUUCAUAUUUGCUAUUUUGUUAAUCGAGGAUUUUGACAAAUACAAUUCUAAGAUUAAUGUCAACGAAGUCAAACGUUUAGUAGAAAAAUAUUUAUUGUUAAUAUAUUUACAAUACCUACAAAUCUAUAUCUUCACCAACAACAAAGGCGACGAUCAAAGUAACAAAAUCGAAGAAAUCGAUUCCAAAUUAACUAUAAAAAAUUUAGAAAGUUGCAGAAACUCUUUAGCGUUUGUUGUGACCAAACUGUCGCGAUGGCUAGCAAUUUAUCAUAUACACCCCUCAAAACUCGUUAACCUAUCUUUAGGGUUACCCUUUGAUUUUGGCUCAGCGAACCGUUUAUUUUUGCCGCUCAAAACUUUGUCUGUCAAAAAAGUUAAACGUCCGGAUCCAGUUCUUGUCUAUUCCAAUCUAUUGGUUUAUGCUUGUAAAUCGACGUUACCAUUCUACAGCCAUAAAGACAACGAAUUCCUAGCUUGUAUAAUAAGGGAAAUUAUGUUAUAUUAUAUUGGCAGAAAUUAUUUUUUGAUGUGGUUAAAUGACGGAGAAUCGGAAAACUUGCCCAUUCCACUAAACCUGUCCUUCGAUUUUGAUGAGAAGCACGAUACUAAACUUUCUUAUUUAAUAAGAUGUUUGGUAUGCCACAUGUCCAUAGUUGAAUAUCCAAUUCUGUGCAUAAAUAUAUUAACAGAAUUAUGGAAAUCUCAUUUGUCUCGAUUACAUUUUACAUUUAUCACAUCUCUUGACAAUGUUAAUAUAUUAGACGACAAAUUUUGUCUUAAUUCUGUCGGGUUUAAUAGGAAAGAAUCGUCUACUAUCUUUGGAAUAAUAGGAAUAAUGUUACAUACCAUAUGCCAAUCAUGUGAAGACCAUAUAGAAAUUAAUGAUAAACAAGUAGAAACGGUAUCAAUAUUAACUGCCAUUGGUCUUAAAAUCGAAAUGGAUAUCGAUUCUGUACGAAUCAAGUUUUACAGGAAUCUAAGUUUCGUUAUACAAGCCUUGUCUUAUUUUGAUAUGGAGCUUAUUCAACCAAAAUAUUUAUUUCCUUCUAAAAUGUAUCAACUUUUAAACAUGAAAAAGAUCGAUUUUUCUGACGGGAAGAAAACAAUAUAUACAGAUGAUCUGCCUUUGACUCAAGAUAACGAUGAUUUAGCAUCUAACAUUAAUAAACAGUUCAUAAGACAGUUCAUAAAACAUUUGAUACCACUAAUAAAACCACCUUCCUCUACUCACAAUGAGGAAUACGAUUACUUAACUAGAAGUACAUCAUUGGUUGAAUUAUUCCUGAAAGAUUUCGAAUGGUCUUUCCAUCACUGGCUCCUAGUCUUUAACAAUGUAUGGUGCCAAGAUUGGUCUCCCUUCAUAAAUUCCCAGAAAAUGAUCCUUUAUUUGGUGUCCUAUGUUUACGCUAAAAACCAGGAUUUUGUAAUAGAUCAAAUUUUGAAAAUAUUUUCGGCAAACGAUCAACUCAUUACGUGUCACAUGAUGAACAUAGUAGGAAUUCGCGUAAUAAAUUAUUUAGAAGAUAUCGAUGACGCUACUUAUAACGCUUUGACUAAUAAAUUUAGUUUACAAAUUCAAAUGUGGCUUGAAUCGCUUGAUCCAACUUACGAAGAUAUUGAAGAUUUUAAUCCAUCAACAUUGCAAGAUAUAAUAGUUAUGUUGCGAAAGAUAAUUGAAAUAUUACCAGAAGGACAUAGCUCUAGUCAAAUGGCCUCUAGAUUAAUUCAAAUCUUUUAAAUAUUUUGUUUUUUUUCAUAUAAAUAUUUAUGGGACCAUAUGAUAUAUUUAUUUUAAAAAAUGUAUAUAUUUUUUUGUUUUAAUAUACCAAAUUCAAUAA